AUUAGCAGCAUCGGUUCCCGCCGGGGUGGAGUUUGUUAUUGCGCCGGAUUUGAAAGCAGCCGCUGUAAACCGCUGCGGGCCUGUGGAGCAGCUGGAUUCCUGCAAGGUCCUAUAG
Molecule: messenger RNA, 115 nt
Organism: Eimeria maxima
Lineage: Eukaryota; Apicomplexa; Conoidasida; Eucoccidiorida; Eimeriidae
Exons: 2
Source: RefSeq, a predicted model, not a curated record